Messenger RNA from Procambarus clarkii (red swamp crayfish), 2191 nucleotides. RefSeq names its product Gustatory receptor 43a (gene Gr43a). Gene Ontology annotation, biological process: sensory perception of taste; chemosensory behavior; male courtship behavior. The record is from RefSeq and is a predicted model, not a curated record. Gene Ontology annotation, cellular component: neuronal cell body; membrane; dendrite. Lineage: Eukaryota; Metazoa; Arthropoda; Malacostraca; Decapoda; Cambaridae.
GUCAACUGAUAUCCAUUCUUACCAUUUCGCCUUUUUUCUACUGUUAAUUUCCCCGAGUCUUGUAUGUUUCAAACAUAUCACUUUUUUAUUUUUUACAGAGGUGGGUAGGAGUGAACGACAUCUGCCUCCAGUUAGCAGACUUCUUCUUCUCAUAGCUCAUGUGAUGAUCCGUGAUUAUGUGAACACCAUCCUCGCCUUCUUCUCCAAGGACCAUUCCUCACAUCCUCACUCCAGAGAGACAACCUGGGUGGCAGACGCAGGGAAGACCAGACGGGUCAACAUACGUGGAGGCGUUCGAGACGAGGAUCAACCACAACCUAAUACUUACACCUCCAGAGUUACCACAACUACAACCACAUCUACAGCCACGUCAAAGACAUCUACAGCCACAGCUUCGACCACCACAAUCAGUCCAGAUCCUCUCUCCUUCGCCAUUGUACUAGCCUCAUUCAUCGGCCUUGUUCCGAGGGCGCGAGGCUUGGGGCCAGCAGGGUCCUGGAGAGACGCCCGCACGCUGGCCUCCGCCACUCUUCCCGUGGUCGCUGAGGUCACCCUUAUCACCGUAUACUGCCAGGAGAUCCUGGGAAGCCCAACAGUUCUAGGCUACACCACCGUGCAGCGACUGGCCGAAGUCCUAUACUUCCUCAUUGCCUUCUCCUGCCCAUGUGUUAUUGUGGCUCUCUUGUGGCAUGGCAGCUCUUCACUCCUCAGUUUGAUUUGGGAGUUGAGAGAAAGUGGCAGAGGUACCGAAGGCAGGGAAUGGGGAGGGUUCUGUAUGAUGGUGUUACCGGCGGUGAUCAAUUCUUCAUUCUGUGGGCUCUGGUACAUCAGAGAAUUCUGCCGAUUCAACACCGCGGCCUCUCUACAGGUGAUGUUCACAGUGGCCUUCGCGUGGACGCAAGUGAUAACAGUGUUGCCUCUUCUUCUUCAACUGCUUCUCACCUGUCGUCUUACUGCUCGCCUUGAAGCCCUGACCUGUAACCUCUCUCACACCCUCACAACUCUCAGUCAGUCCACUUCUAUCCACCUUCCUCUGUACCAUCCUCGAGGGACUCAGAUCACUUCAAAUCACAUUUUUCACAGUUAUUCGACUCCAGGACGUCUUCUUCCCUCGUCCUAUUCUUAUUCCCCGAACUUCUCACCACUACCUGAACCUCAGCACAGCCAUACCCACCUCCUUACUGCCUCCAAGAUCCGGGAUAUCCAAGACACCGCCAAGAAGAGUCCAGAAACCAUCCCCGGAGUAGAGAAGAGAGGAGAUAGCGGAGCCUGUCACCUGCAGGAGUUCGCCAACGAGCACCAGCACUUACGGGAGGUAUUCAAUCGACUGUGUGACGUUCUGGGCCCUACCAUCCUCCUCUCCCAUGUUCUUCUGGUCUACACAGUGAUCAUGGGCAUAUUCACCUUCGUCUUCAGCUUCAAGCACCUGCUGAAUAACGACCUGGCCCUUCUGGUGGGCAUCGUUCUUUCUUGCCUGGUCACCCCUGCUGCCCUCUACCUGUCGGGGGCCAGAGCCGACCGCCUUACAGAUCAAGCGAGUGCCCACCUUCCCUUGCUAGUGAGAUUUCAUCACUUAAGACAGGACCACAGAAGCUUUUCACAGGAGGCUUGCAGAGGCGAAGCAGGUGUGGUGGGGGCAAGCACAGGACGACCCUGGGUGUUCACGGUGUGUGGGCUCUACACUGUGAACCGGGGCAACCUACCUGCUAUUGUUCAAGCCGUCACAUCCUACUUGGUGAUACUUCUUCAGUUCUACUUUUCAGAGCUGUAUAAAGAGUAUUGAGGACAGGGAGGGGGGGGGGAGGGAUUAUCAGGGGAAAGCACCAAGCCAUUACGACUAUACAGCACUUGGAAGGGGUCAGGAUAAGGAUUUGGGAUGGGACGGGGGAAAGGAAUGGUGCCCAACCACUUGGACGGUCAGGGAUUGAACGUCGACCUGCAUGAAGCGAGACCGUCGCUCUACCGUCCAGCCCAAGUUUAGUUAAACACUUCUACUCAAACUGGUUGAGUAGAAGUGCUAAACUAAAUAUUGCUUUUGUAUGCAAAGUGCUAGAAAUGAUAGUCCACUAUAUCUGUACCCUGAAAUACAAGUGAAAUACAAGUAAUACCAUUCACUAAAUUUGUUGUAUUGUAAUGAAAUAAUUCACAUGCAAAACUGUUUUAUUCUUAUUUAGUAAAGAAGUUAAUAUGU